AUGUCAAAGACUCUUCGGGUGUCUAGACAAUGGUGUUCUUUGAAAUCACCUUUGCAUCUUCAUUUACAAUUACGUACUGUUCAUAAUGAUACCAAGCUAUCUACAAAUCUACAAAAAUUACAUUCUCAAUUGAAAAAAGAUGAACUACUAGAUGAUAAAACCCCUGAUUAUGUUCGGUUGAUCUUACGAUCUUCAGUUUAUGAAGUUAUCAAUGAAUCUCCAAUGACUAAAGGUAUCGGAUUAUCUUCCAAAUUGAAUUCUCAAAUUCAAUUGAAAAGAGAAGAUUUACUACCUGUCUUUUCAUUUAAGAUGCGUGGUGCUUAUAAUAUGGUUGCUAAGUUAGACGAAACACAAAGGAAACAAGGCGUCAUUGCUUGUUCUGCUGGUAAUCAUGCUCAAGGUGUAGCUUAUGCUGCAAAACAUCUUGGUAUCCCAGCUACUAUUGUGAUGCCAGUCUCUACACCUUCUAUUAAAUAUGAAAACGUCUCUAGAUUAGGUUCUCAAGUGGUUCUGUAUGGUAAUGAUUUUGAUUCCUCUAAGGGUGAAUGUGAAAGACUUUGUGAAGAAAGAGGGUUGGUCAAUAUUCCACCAUUUGAUCAUCCUUAUGUUAUUGCUGGUCAAGGUACUGUGGCUAUGGAAAUCUUAAGACAAGUAAAAAAUUCCGCCAAGAUUGGUGCUGUCUUUGUACCUGUUGGUGGUGGUGGGUUAGUUGCUGGUAUUGGUGCAUAUUUGAAAAGAAUUGCUCCUCAUAUUAAAAUUGUUGGUGUAGAGACUUAUGAUGCUGCUACUUUAAAGACUUCCUUAGACAAUGGUAAGAGAACUGAAUUAAAUACUGUUGGUACCUUUGCAGAUGGUACUGCGGUUAAGAUGAUUGGUGAAGAAACAUUUAGAGUCUCUAAGGAUGUAGUUGAUGAAAUAGUUCUUGUCAAUACUGAUGAAUUAUGUGCUGCAGUUAAAGAUAUUUUCGAAGAUACAAGAAGUAUUGUAGAACCAUCAGGUGCACUCUCUGUAGCUGGGUUGAAAAAAUAUGUUCAACACCUACAUCCAGAAAUUGAUCAUUCUAAGCAAAUCUACGUCCCAAUUUUAUCAGGUGCCAAUAUGAAUUUUGAUCGUUUAAGAUUUGUUUCUGAAAGAGCUGUUCUUGGUGAAGGUAAAGAAGUGUUUUUCUUGGUGACCAUCCCAGAUACUCCUGGUUCAUUUAAACAAUUACAAAAAAUCAUUCAUCCAAGAGCUGUCACUGAAUUCUCAUACCGUUAUAACGAACACCGUCCUGAAAUCAAUAGUGAUGCUACAAAAGAACAAGUACCAAAUGCUUAUAUAUAUACAUCCUUUAAUGUUGUUGAUAGAGAAAGAGAAGUUCCAGAGAUUUUAAGCAAAUUGAAAGCCAUUGGAUUUGAUGCUAUUGAUAUUUCCGAUAAUGAAAUGGCCAAAUCUCAUGGUAGAUAUUUAGUCGGCGGUGCCUCUAAAGUACCCAAUGAAAGAAUUGUCUCAUUUGAAUUCCCAGAAAGACCAGGUGCGUUAACUAAUUUCUUGGAUCAUUUAAGUGAAUCGUGGAAUUUGACAUUAUUCCAUUAUAGAAACCAUGGUUCUGACGUCGGUAAAAUCUUAACCGGUAUUUCAGUUCCUGAAACUGAUGAAGCAGAAUUCCAAAAAUUCUUGGAUGAUUUGGGUUACCGUUAUGGCAUAGAAACAGACAAUAUUGUAUUUCAAAAAUUAUUGAAAUUUUAA
Henningerozyma blattae CBS 6284 is the source of this 1728-nucleotide messenger RNA. RefSeq names its product threonine ammonia-lyase ILV1 (gene ILV1). Gene Ontology annotation, biological process: L-threonine catabolic process. Bases 1 to 1728 code for a protein of 575 amino acids. The transcript has a single exon. The record is from RefSeq and is a predicted model, not a curated record. Gene Ontology annotation, molecular function: threonine deaminase activity. Lineage: Eukaryota; Fungi; Ascomycota; Saccharomycetes; Saccharomycetales; Saccharomycetaceae.